Messenger RNA from Ilex paraguariensis (yerba mate), 1110 nucleotides. The record is from the annotation of a GenBank genome assembly. Lineage: Eukaryota; Viridiplantae; Streptophyta; Magnoliopsida; Aquifoliales; Aquifoliaceae.
AUGAAAAAAGUGAAGAAUGAAAAUGUGCCUAUAGAAUCUGACCUUUCCCUGCAACUUCUAUACCAGUUCCCUGAUCCACAGUUUUUGGAGGAAAGCCUUCGUAAAUUAGGAGUGGAAAAACUCAGCAAAGAUGAUGUUCAAAAGAUGCAAUGGGAGGUUUUGGAAGCUAAGAUUGGGAAUUGGAUUCAUUUCAUGCGGAUUGCUGUGAAAUUGCUAUUUGCUGGGGAACGGGAAGUUUGUGAUCAGAUAUUUGAGGGCAUUGACUCCCUCAGCGAUCAAUGUUUUGCUGAAGUUACUGCAGGGAGUGUUUCAGUGCUGCUUAGUUUUGGAGAUGCAAUUGCCAACAGCAAGAGAUCGCCAGAAAAGUUAUUUGUGCUUUUAGACAUGUAUGAGAUAAUGCGAGAACUUCACUCAGAGAUUGAAACUCUUUUCAAAGGUAAAGCUUGUGACAAAAUUAGAGAAUCUGCACUGGGUUUGACAAAGCGACUUGCCCAGACAGCCCAAGAGACCUUUGGUGAUUUUGAGGAAGCAGUUGAAAAAGAUGCAACUAAAACUGCUGUCUCAGAUGGAACUGUCCAUCCUUUGACUAGCUAUGUGAUCAACUAUGUCAAGUUUUUAUUUGAUUAUCAAUCAACCUUAAAGCAACUUUUCCAAGAAUUUGUAAAUGGGGAUGACUCAAAUGCGCAGCUGACUGCUGUGACAAUGCGAAUAAUGCAGGCUCUUCAAACAAAUUUGGAUGGUAAAUCUAAGCAGUAUAAAGAUCCUGCUCUGACUCACUUGUUUCUAAUGAACAACAUUCAUUAUAUGGUCAGAUCUGUGCGCAGGUCUGAAGCCAAGGAUUUGCUAGGGGAUGAUUGGGUGCAAAGACAUCGGAGGAUUGUACAGCAGCAUGCAAAUCAGUAUAAGAGGAUCGGUUGGUCCAAGGUCUGGUUCUAUUUAGCCUAUUCAAUGCACACCAUUAGAUCAAGAAUUUAUUUGGGUUUCCCCCUUUUACUGGGCUGCAUGAAGUUGUUCUCAAUAGCUUGGGCUUUGUUUCCUCUCAAAACUAAAGGGGUGGUUGUAUGAUCAUUUAUUUCUAUUUUCCUGAUGUUUUAUGAAGCUAUGGCUGGG